AUGUCGUUGGUUCCCUCAUUCGCCGGCAUGUCCGGUAAGAAGCUGAUGUGGUCGGUCACAUCAUGUGCAACCUUGGGCUUCUUACUCUUCGGUUACGACCAGGGUGUGAUGAGCAGUAUCAUUGACGCUGAUCCGUUCAACAAUGUCUUUACGGCCACAAGAGGAAACUCAACCAUGCAAGGUGUUGUCACCGCCAUCUACGAACUGGGUUGCCUGGGCGGCGCUCUGUCCAUUCUAGCAUGCGGUGACUGGCUCGGUCGACGCUGGUCCAUCAUGCUCGGAGCGACAGUCAUGAUUCUCAGAGUCAUUCUCCAGGUCACUUCCUACCCCGGUCAUGUCCCUUUAGCUCAGUUCUGUACGUCCAACCGGGGUCUCCUGAUCCGUAUUGAGGGCGGCACCGUCGCGAUUGGCACGUUGAUCUCCUACUGGGUGGAUUUCAGUGCCUCGUACGGACCCCCUGAUCUCACAUGGAGGUUUCUGAUUGCUUUUCAAUGUGUUUUUGGCCUGCUCAUCAUCAUUGGCUUGUGGUUUCUGCCUGAGUCCCCUAGCUGGCUCUUUACUCGAGAGCGGUAUGAGGAAGGCGAAUGUGUGAUCGCUGCGUUGAUGGGCCGGGAGAUUGCUGAUCACGAUGUCCAGUUGCAGAAGACUUUGAUCCUGGAUUCCCUCCGAGCAUCUGGCCAAGCUGGCAAAUCAACUCCCAUGUCGGCUGUAUUUACUGGUGGCAAAACACGGCAUUGUCGCCGCAUGCUUCAAGGAGCAUCAUCCCAGUUCUUCCAACAAAUUGGUGGCUGCAACGCCGUCAUCUACUAUCUCCCUGUGCUCUUUAAACAGUCCCUGGGUCAAACCGAGUUCAUGUCUAUGAUCCUGGGUGGUGUCAACAUGAUUGUUUACUCAAUCUUUGCGACCAUGUCUUGGUUCCUUAUCGAACGUGUAGGUCGUCGCAAGUUGUUCCUCAUCGGAUCGUUUGGACAAAGCUUGUCGAUGGUCAUCACAUUCGCCUGCUUGUUACCCAAUAACGAGCAGGCGGCCAAGGGUGCAGCCGUUGGCCUGUUCACCUUCAUUGCAACAUUCGGGGCCACCUGGCUCCCCCUUCCCUGGCUGUAUCCCGCCGAGAUUUCCCCAAUCAAGACCCGUGCUAAGGCCAACGCCAUCUCAACAUGUACGAACUGGCUCUUCAACUUCCUGAUUGUCAUGGUCACCCCUAUCAUGAUCCGGGAUAUUGGGUGGGGUACCUACCUCUUCUUUGCUGUGGUCAACGCCUCAUUCAUCCCAGUGAUCUACCUCUUCUACCCGGAAAUGGCAGGACGCUCCCUGGAAGAAAUCGACCUGAUCUUCGCAAAGGGAUAUCUAGAGAAGAUGAGCUACGUGCGUGCCGCCAAGGAGCUUCCACACUUGUCUGAUGAAGAGAUCGAGCGGGUGGCAAUCCAGUACGGAUUCGGUUCGGCAGACCAGGAAGCGAAGCAUGCGGUGGGUGACAGCGACAGCACUGAAUCCAAUGUGGCACGAACCGCGGAUGUGGAGAAGAAUUAG
Molecule: messenger RNA, 1530 nt
Organism: Aspergillus thermomutatus
Lineage: Eukaryota; Fungi; Ascomycota; Eurotiomycetes; Eurotiales; Aspergillaceae
Product: sugar porter family MFS transporter
Exons: 6
Coding region: 1-1530 (509 amino acids)
Biological process (GO): transmembrane transport; carbohydrate transport
Cellular component (GO): membrane
Molecular function (GO): carbohydrate:proton symporter activity
Source: RefSeq, a predicted model, not a curated record